GUACAUAUAGUUAAAAUCAUCUUUGACACUUAAUUAUAAUAGUUAUAAAAAAAAAAAGAAUGAUACAUGAAGAAUUAUCUCACUUUUUAUACAGAAAAGGUUAUUCAUCUUGAAUUACACACACACAAAAGAUCUUCAUUUAGGAAAGGAUGAAAUAAUCACUGUUAGCACGUUUUUCUUUUUUAGGUAGCACAUUAGAUAAAAUUAUAACGCUGUUUAUUUUCCUUGUAAUACUUGAUAAGUUUCAAAUCUUUCUCUCUCUCUCUCUCCCUCUUGUUUUAAUCAUUUUUAAAUAAUACGUAUGGGACUUCUUAAAUUAGGCAGUUUAUAUAAAAAGAAGAGUAAUAAAAAAGAAAAAGCACAACAACAGCAAGAGUCAUCAUGUAUCGCAAUAUCUGCUCCUUCAGUACCUAAACUAGAACCUAUUUCAUUAGAUUUAAACUUGGACUUGAAUAAUCAUUGUUUAGAUACUGAUAUACAUAGUAAAGUGAAUGACACGACACUCUGUUUUCCAAAAAAAGCACAAGCAGAUAAACAACAAACUACAUCCUACGGUUUAGGUAGUAGUAGCUUAUUUGAUGACAUUUUUGCUGAAUUGGAUGGUGGACAAAAGGAUUCGAUUCAAACUGAUAUUUCAUUAGCCCUUGCCCUAUCACAUCAACUUCAGUUAGAGCAAGAAGAAGUAUUGAACUCGGUUGAUAUGAAAAAAACAAAAGACAAUAACAAAGAGAAUAAAGCAUCCAAUAUUCUUUUAAAUAGUGAUAGUAUCUACAGUAGCUAUUUAAACGCUCCUUCAGCAACAAACCAUAGUGAGUCAUUAUCGACAAGUAUGUUUGAUUCUCUUUUAAACAAAGAUGCUAAAACUUCAUCACCGUCUUUGACCACGUUUAGGAUAACAGUAGAUCCUAAAGUUGAUAAUAAUAAUACAAAGACUCCAGUUGUUACUCAAACAGUAUUAGAUUCUGACGUCUCUGAUACUGAUGAUGAGUCAAAAAUUUCUUCUGUAGACUAUAGUGAUCAAGACGUUGAUGCUAAAAAGAUAGCAAAUAAUAGUCAUAGUUCACGAAAACGUAUGACAAAGGGCGUACAGCCUAUCAUGGAAAGAAGAAGACAGGAUAAUGAGCCCUUAGUUCAGCGAAAGGUGGAUAAUUGGACUCAUGGAAUUGAACCUGAUUCAGAUCAAGUAGAAUCCAUGAUUGAAAGAAUGAAAGAUAGACAUAGAAAUCAAGCGAAAUUGGCCGCUUUACGUCAACAGGAACUCUUUCAUACUAGCAUUAUGAUGAGACAGCAGCGUCCUUUUGUUGUUCCACAAGCGUAUGGGCCCUUAACGGUAACUCCUCUCUCAACAAACCAUGUUGUCUUACCUCACCCAGGUAGUAAUAGGUUUAUCGAUUCAGCCCAACAACAACAACAAAUGUAUUAUUGUCCUAUGAUCCCAAAUGAUUUGCCAGAUAUUACGCAACAGAUGCAUCAACAUCAUCUCUACCACCAACACUUUAUACCUAAUGCAUCUUAUUCUAAAAAAGAGGAUUACAACAACACCUUGCAACAAAGACAGUCAGUUCAUCAAUUACCUCCACUUAGACAGAGUAAGUCAACUCCUGUUAGACAACAACCAACUAUGAAAUUAAACAAACUACAUCUGCCUCCUCCUGCAGCUAAUCAUAGGCAUAUAAAUGAUAGUCAAGCAGAUACAUCAACCUCCUCUAUUCCAUUUACUUUAUCAAACACAACUCUCAACGAACAACAGCAGUCAGGUCAUAUCGAAUUAGAAGAAGAUAAGAACUCGAUGAAGAAUACAUCUUUUCCAGAAGCUCCGAAUCAUUUUAAUGAGUUUCAUGCAAUUGAAGACGAGACCAUCAUAGCAGCUGAAGCAGACAUUGAAAGUAAUGAUGAUGAUGAUGACGACGAUAGAAUAGAGAAUACUUUUUCUUCUACAAGAAAACGAAAGUCACAAACAAAAAGAAAGUCAUCACGUCAAAAAGGAGGAGGAGGAGGAGAAGGAAAUGUAAAUCAACAAGAAAUUAUCAAUACGAACUAUUUACAAAACAUACGAUCUUCCAUAUCAGUACCUAAUUUAAAAAAGAUAAAACAAGUAUCAGCUAGUAACAACAAGAAGGGAAAAAGUAAGUCAAGUAGUAACCGUACUAGUAAUAGUAGUAAUAGUAGUAGUAAUAGUAGUAGACAAACUGCACAAGGUUAUAGUACAGCAGCAAUGAGCAUAUCAUCACCUACAGAAACAUUACCAAUCCCACCACCUUUACCUAUAUCAUAUCAGAGUCCACAUAUUGUUUCUGCCAAAGAAAAUCAUCAUUACAACUUACAACAACAUCACUAUCAGCAGCUUAGACCUAUGAAAAGUGAACCUGAUUUUACUAGUAACAGUAGUAGUGGUAGUAGAAGAAAAAGUCAUAAUUAUAAGCAACAACAACAACAACAGGAUUAUGACUGGGAAAGGCUAUGUAUUUAUCAACGUGAGCAACAAUAUCAAGAUAAUUUGUGUAAGACUCAAAACCGACACAUGUCACAUAUAAUGCCUAUGCAUGCAGCAGCAGCAGCACCUAUAUAUUAUCCAGUCAUGUCUUCAUCUUCAUCAACUUAUAAUAAUAGAAUACCAAAUGAAAUAGGAAUAAAGGAUCCUCAUCACGAUUUAUUGCUAUAUAAUAGAGGGAGUUUUAUAGGAGGAUAUCAAUCGAACACUAUGAUACAACAGCCUUUCUUAUUUAGAUAAAUAAACUAGUAUAUUCUAAAGAAAAGACAGUAGCCAUUUUUUUUUUAAUGUGAUACAUAGUAAAAAGAAAACAUACAUUAUUAAAUAACUUUAAGUACCACCACCACCACAAGCCAUUAAUGACAUAAAAGCUUGCCAAAAGCUUCGAUGCUCUUCUUUGUUAUUUCUUUGUUGUGUUUCAUAUUGAUUUGAAUCAUCUAUAGUUCCAUGAGUAGGUGUAGCGGGCAUUUUUGUAUACGCAUCAUUAUUAAGUGCUGAAGAUGUAAACGGCAUAUUCGAUAAUUGUGUCAUCAUAUUAUUAUUAUUAUCAGC
Molecule: messenger RNA, 3043 nt
Organism: Cokeromyces recurvatus
Lineage: Eukaryota; Fungi; Mucoromycota; Mucoromycetes; Mucorales; Mucoraceae
Exons: 4
Coding region: 302-2731 (809 amino acids)
Source: RefSeq, a predicted model, not a curated record